UUCCCGGCCACCACGUUAAUUCUUGUCACUACAUAACAUAAGGGAUGAAAAUCGAGGACGUGAAUGCCCUGGAUUCUGAUGCUUUCAUCUCCCUGUUUGGCAAUAUCGUUGAGAAUUGUAGCCUUAUUGCUGCGGCGAUAUGGUCGUCUAGACCUUUCUCUGACGUCGACGACAUUCAAAACCAGCUAAACAAGUUUAUUGAUCUUUUGCCUCGUAAUGGAAAAGAGGGCAUAUUGAGGAAUCACCCAGACCUAGCAGGAAGACUAGCGGCGGCCGGUCAGUUGACCAGAGAGUCCACCCAGGAACAAAAAGCUGCCGGACUGGACACACUGACCGCCGAGGAAAAAGAAAAACUGAACAAAUUAAACACCGAAUACAAGGCCAAAUUUGGAUUUCCGUUCGUUAUUUGUGCACGCGAGAAUAAGAAGGACGCUAUACUUAAAGGUCUUGAGCAUCGGGUACAAAACGAUCUUGAAACUGAGACAUUAACCGGUGUUGAAGAAGUGAAGAAAAUAUGCCGCCUACGAUUGCUUGACAUUAUGGAAAAUCACCCCGGUGCUAAAUUGUAACUGGUUCGCAAUGCUUAGUGUGGUACUUGGAGUGAUCUCCAUAAACUCAUAAUAAUUUUGACACAUACAGGGAAGUGGAAUUUAUAUUGAAUUUAUAUGGAAUUUAUAUUCAUAUUGAAAAUGCAAAAUUUGUGAUGAAGGACUUAGAGGUGUAAAAUUGAAUUGUUUACUGUUAUAGUUGUGCUAAAUAAUAGUGGUAGAAUACCAAGUGUGGCAAGAAUGGUAGUCCGCAAGAAACCGAAACUCGUUCCCCAUUACUUUGUACAGAUGACAUUCGUCCCAUAUACUGACCCCAAUUCGCAAACUAAUCCUAACCUGUACUAAUCAUAACGAUCCCCGGGUUAUAUUCCUAGGACCACCAUUCCUGUUACACUGGUAUUAGGAAGUGUACAUGUAAUAAGAAGCCCAUGGAAUAUUUUAAAGCUAAGAAAAUAAUCGAUAUUUUAAAACUAUUUCUAAUACUGAAAGUUCUUGUUGAUGCUAGAAAUUGCAUGCAUAUAUCCUGUGCUUACUUUAUUACAAAGGCGUUAGUUUCAUUGUUUUCCUCUGCCUCUUACUUUUCUCCGUAACCAGUGUGUAAGAAAGAAAUUUAAAAUAAGACAUCGGAGCGCGGCUAUUGUAACUCCUUGCAUUAUAACCUAUCCUGAAGACCAGUUUUCUAUUCAAACACGUUUUAGGUAGGUAUCGACUUUUAGUCUGGAUACUUUCUGCAUGUAGUUUUUUUUUUCACCCUUUCAGCUUUCACGUUUUUAAAUAAUCAGACAUGAGCUUUUUUCCGCUGAAAAGCGUAACUCCACGUUUAUUAAUUCAAUUCUGAUGGUUCCUGAGGUGUUGGGUCACAUGAUAAAUGCUCGGAGGUCUCUUUCUUUUUGAAUCCUAGGCUCAUGUCUGAAUAAUUCUUGGUUAAGAAAAAAUUAUUUCGGACUUGAGAGUAAGCAUAUUGUGCUUCUUUUCUGUUGCUUCUUUUUUGUAUGUGUACGCAGAGCGCGUAUUUUUUUCUUGGUUGUUUUACAGAAACGUUGAUCUCUUUCAAAUUCUAAAUAAGGUCACUAAGGCCAAGGUAAAUUUAUUUAAUAAUAAUAAUAAUAAUAAUAAUAAUAAUAAUAA
This is a messenger RNA of Lingula anatina, 1676 nucleotides long. Its product is annotated as 2-oxo-4-hydroxy-4-carboxy-5-ureidoimidazoline decarboxylase. Gene Ontology annotation, molecular function: 2-oxo-4-hydroxy-4-carboxy-5-ureidoimidazoline decarboxylase activity. Gene Ontology annotation, cellular component: peroxisome. Lineage: Eukaryota; Metazoa; Brachiopoda; Lingulata; Lingulida; Lingulidae. Gene Ontology annotation, biological process: urate catabolic process; allantoin metabolic process. The record is from RefSeq and is a predicted model, not a curated record.